This is a messenger RNA of Suillus clintonianus, 780 nucleotides long. RefSeq lists its product as uncharacterized. The transcript has a single exon. The record is from RefSeq and is a predicted model, not a curated record. Lineage: Eukaryota; Fungi; Basidiomycota; Agaricomycetes; Boletales; Suillaceae. The coding region runs from base 95 to 589 and encodes 164 amino acids.
UAUACAUGAAGGAGAUACUACACUACCGUGACAUAUCAAGGUUUUGCAUGAGAGGGUGACAAACCUGUGUGAUAAGUAGGACUGGGACACGAGGAUGAUGAAGCCAAAAAAAAAAGGUGUGCGUGGAAAAAUGCCGCCGUCCGCUGAUGGGGUAGGUAGUGAAAUGGCGCAGAGAGGUUGGGAGGCCCAAACCUGCGAGCGGCGGCUGUUUCUGUUGGCGGCGUCAGAAGUAGUACCGUGGGAACUGAAGUCGGGGAUGUUGAUGUCGAGGAGUUUGGUGAUGGGCGUUGGUGUCAUGGUGUGGCACGAACACGGCAGAAUGGCGCAGAAGAGCUCAGCAUGGGCGAAGGCGGCAAACUUCGACUUAAGAAUGACCAGGAAAUGUACUUACCGAGCGGUGGUCGAGGUCUUUGCCCUUCAUGUAAUUGAUGGGUUCAGGGACUUGCAUUUCUCACGCCAUUGGGAGCCGAUCUACUUCGGAAUGGUAACAGGUCACCAUAUACUCCUUAAACUGGAACAGGAACGACCUUCCCCCCUUCUGGCUACCUCAUGGCGAGGUGUUCACCAAACAAUGUCAUUGAUGUUCUGAUGACAUUAUUUUCUGACAUACGCCGCAGGAAGUAUAGGCUCACGAUGGCUAAGAGAAACACAAGUCAUGGGUCCGGAUCCAGAGGGCUCGUCCGAAGAUCCCUAAGCAACUUAACAAUGUAAAACACAUUCCUUGUUGUCUCUCAGGCUGACUGACCGUACUUUGCAUAGAAGCAAUUGGUAGCUGAGUUU